Engraulis encrasicolus (European anchovy) is the source of this 1394-nucleotide messenger RNA. RefSeq names its product RNA polymerase I subunit G (gene polr1g). Gene Ontology annotation, biological process: transcription by RNA polymerase I. The record is from RefSeq and is a predicted model, not a curated record. The coding region runs from base 165 to 1172 and encodes 335 amino acids. Lineage: Eukaryota; Metazoa; Chordata; Actinopteri; Clupeiformes; Engraulidae. The transcript is spliced from 4 exons. Gene Ontology annotation, molecular function: RNA binding. Gene Ontology annotation, cellular component: RNA polymerase I complex.
AUCGCUAUUGCUUCCUGUAUCAGAGGUCACCACGUGUGGUGCUGCUGUGCUGCAUGUGUUUACAACAGCAGCUGCAGUGACUUCAAUACAUUUUGACUUUACUAUGUAUAUUAGUUAGUUGCCAUUCGACCUAUAUUACAACACUGUAUUUAAAACACAGCAACAUGCCCCGAGAUAUAUCAGACAGCAGCGGGGAUGAGGACGUAACACCAGAGGCGCAGAAGAAGCGAAUUCUUUAUGAGUGCCCUGAAGAUUUCACGGCCACUUCCUACACCCCGUGUCUGGGUGCACAGGGAAGCACUGUAUUCGAUGGCAACAAGGAACUCUGGCUCAUCAAGGCGCCCUCCAACUUUGAUUCCCGAAGGCUCUCCGGGAUGAAGCUUCCCCUGAUGGGCUUGCAGUCGGUCCAGACGGCUGACCCUGGCACCACCGGCGCCGCUCAGCAGCAGAUCCUCAGCAUUCUGGGCCGCCGCUCCACCCCCACCACGGGCUUCCGCCUCCUCACCACCGACCCGAAACGGCUUGACGCUCACCUCUGCGCGCCUGCCUUCUCUGGCAUGCUGAACAUCUCCGAGAGCUACGGAGACUGCAGCUCCAACCAGGGGCCCAUACCUGUGCCGGCUGCCCCAGCGCCGUGUCUCCCGGACGGGCUACGGCAGCGCUUCUUCCCCUUUGGCAGUGGCAGGCCAGUCAUCACUACCACACCGAUGGAGGAGGAGGGCCCCGAAGAGGCGAGCGCACCCACACACUUGCCCAGAACGGCCUACACAACAGCGGUGGACAGUGCCAUUCCCCCAGCAGCCGUGAUGGUGAAGCAAGAGAAGGAGCAGGAGACGCCAAGGAAGAGGAAAAAAGACAAAAGGGUGAAGAUGGAGGUGGGGGAGGCGGCCGUUCCCGAACCCGCCCCCGAACCCGUCGCCUUUCCCCUCCCAGUGGUCGUGAAGGUGGAGAGGCCAGACCUAGGCACACAGGCGUCCGAGGAGAGGAAGGAGAAAAAGAAAAAGAAGAAGAAAGACAAGGAGAAAGAGAGGGAGAGGGAUGGAGAGGCGGAGGUAGAGACUGUGGUGGUAAAGACUGAGAGGGUGGGAGACGCUUAUGUAGUAAUCAAACAGGAACCUGGCGAGCCGGCCCCCAAGAAGAAGAAAAAGAAGAAAUCCAAAACGGAUGAGUAGAUGCUAUGUAUUUAAUUAUUCAUAUUUUUUAGCAUAUUAUUGCCUUGUAAACAUGUUCUGCAUUUGCUCUGUUUGUUACCCAUCUCAAAAGAAUGUGAACACUGAAAGGACAGAGUGAUGAGGAUGCUGUUAUUGAAAUCUGCAUCACUUGUCUUCUACUGGAUGGUUGUACUGUAUUUGUCUCUAAAUCCUGAAUAAUUCCCUUAAACUGUCUAAAAGUCA